Messenger RNA from Diorhabda carinulata, 2414 nucleotides. RefSeq lists its product as uncharacterized. The record is from RefSeq and is a predicted model, not a curated record. NCBI's taxonomy places the organism in Eukaryota, Metazoa, Arthropoda, Insecta, Coleoptera, Chrysomelidae. The coding region runs from base 184 to 2181 and encodes 665 amino acids. The transcript is spliced from 2 exons.
GUCAUCAUUCGUGCCAUACAAAUCAAAACUCCCUUGACCUCUCAAGCAGAUGUGGAAAAUGCUAUCAAAAUAUGGCUAAAACAUGCCAAACAACGUGAGCAAAAAAGAAAUGCUGGUGCUCUGGUUUGAUUGUAUUAUCAACUACUUUUUAUGAAUUAUUAGCAUAUAUUUUUAUUUUUAAAAAUGUCAAAACGUAAGUUGAAAGAAUUGGUUGGUUCAAGACAAAAGUGUAGAAGGGCUUUACAAGCGACCAAACAAGAAUUUCAAUAUAAGUCAAGAACCUCUGUUAACCCUGGACGGGGUGCAGAAAAUGUUGAUGAAACAAAUGACUGCUUUUUCUUCAAUGAUACUAUUAGCAGCAACACUAGUAGUACUAGUACUAGUACAUCAUCUGUUAAAGUUGAUAAAUCAAUCAGUUCUGAUAACAAUGAUUCAUUAUGCACAGAAACUUCUAUUGCUAAUGAUUUGGCUGAAUGGGCUAUAAAACAUAAAAUUUCACUUUCUGCUUUGACACACCUACUUCAUUUGCUUCAUCCUUACCACCCUGAACUUCCUUUAGACAGUCGUACCUUGUUAUCAACCCCAAAAUUUACACCAAUUGUUGAUAUAGAAUCUGGUCAGUUCUGUUAUUUUGGAUUGAGGAGUGCUCUUUCUAAGCUUAUUUCAAAUGAUACUUGUGUAGACAAAAUUCAAAUUAGUUUUAAUGUUGAUGGCAUUCCACUCUUCAAAAGUUCAAAAAUGCAGUUUUGGCCUAUUUUGGGAUUAAUAAAAAAUAUUUCUGGUAGUAGACCUUUUGCAAUUUCCAUCUUUUGUGGAAAAAAUAAACCACAUCCUUUAAAUACAUUUCUUCAUCCAUUCAUAGUAGAAUUGAAAGAUUUAUUGCAAAAUGGUUUUGUUAUUUGUAACAAACACUUCACAUUAGAGGUACAUAGUUUUGUGUGCGAUGCACCUGCAAGGGUCUAUCUAAAAGGCACUAAAUUCCACUCAGGAUAUUCCUCUUGUGAUAGAUGCACAAUUCACGGAGAAUAUUAUAAACACAAGGUAGUUUUCAAUGGUUUAAAUGGUCAGAAACGCACGAAUGAAUCUUUUCGCUUACAAUUGGAUGAUGAGCAUCAUAUCUCGCAGACUAGUUUUCAUGAAUUACCAAUUGAUCUAAUUAGUAGUUUUCCGAUUGACUACAUGCACAACAUUUGCUUAGGAGUAGUUAGAAAGCUACUGAAUACUUGGAUUGCAGGAUCCUUGAAGGUUAGAUUACAACAUCAGAGAGUUAAAAUGAUUUCAGAACGAUUGCUCAACCUUAAAAAUAUGAUACCAGUAGAAUUCAAUCGAAAACCCCGUUCGCUUAAUGAACUAAAUUAUUGGAAAGCUACUGAAUAUAGAAUGUUUUUAGUGUACUUAGGUCCUUCGGUUCUUAAAGAUAUUGUGGAUUUAGCUAUAUAUGAAAACUUUCUUGCUCUUCAUUUUUCUGUUUCAAUAUUGUUAUCACAGAGCCAUAUUGAAAAAUUUAAAAUCCCUUUUGUGAGAAAUAUCAUAAAUGUAUUUAUCAAACAUUCAAAAUCUUUGUAUGGUUUGGAGUUCAUGGUUUAUAAUGUACACUUAAUGUCACAUCUUUGUGAUGAUGUAGAUUUAUUAGGCAAAUUGGACAAUUUUUCGACUUUUCCGUUUGAAAAUUAUUUGGGAGAGAUAAAAUCAUUAAUAAAAUCUCCAACCAAUCCCCUACAACAAGUUCAUCGACGACUUGUUGAAAAGGAUUUUUUAAUUUCACAGCCAGUAUCUAAUAUUACGUAUAAAUUGGAAAGUAAACAUACAUUGGGACCACUUAUUUUUGACGAAAAUUUGAAAUGGAAACAACAGUUUCAUAAAUUGAGAUUACCAGGCAUAACAUUAUCAGCAUUUAAUCAUUCUAAGGCGGAUAGUUAUGUUUUAAUUGGGAAUAAAAUAGUUGAAAUUCAUAAUAUAGUAAAAUCUGCUGACAGUCAAAUAUAUCUUAUUGGCAAAGAGUUUCUUGGCUAUUCAGACUUAUAUACAUAUCCAUAUCCUUCCAGCAAUUUAAAUAUUUUCAUAGUUGAAAAUCUCACAGAUCUCAAAAUAUGGCCUGUUGGGAAAAUAACUGCCAAAUGUAUUGUUCUUGAAUUAAGGGGUUCUCUAAUGGCGAUGCCUAUUAUUCAUAGCCAAUUUUAGGUUCUUUUUUCCAAUUUUUCAUGCAAAUAGAGCAGUCAUUUGUUUCACAGGACGUUUUGACAUUUUAAAAUAUUACUUUCAUAAUAAAUAAACCAUAUACUAUUCAGUAUUUCUAAUUUGAACAGAUAUUACAAUACAUUGUUAAUUUGUGUUAUGAAAACUGGAAUUUUAAGUUUCUUUUGCAGUUACAUCAUGUUUUUCAUGCUAUUGAUAAAUAAAUUUUAUCAAAAUAA